AUGAGAGGCUCAACUAUCCGGCCCAAGGCGCAAUGCCUUCGUUCGCUUUCCAAGGGCCUGACUAAACGUCCUUCGGCCGGUCUACGAUAUGUCCCCGUUGCUGCUACUCUGGCGCCGUCUCUCCCGUCGCAACGAGCGUACUCGACACACCCGCCUCAUGCAAAGCUCAAUCUUCCUACCGACUAUUCGACAACUCCAUUGCUUGCGCAGACAUCCCAAUCGGCGCUCAACAACCCUGAGCUGUCUCCCGAAGUCCGCAAUGGCCCAACGAAGCGCAUGAACAUGUUCCAAGCUGUCAACGAUGCUCUAUCUAUUGCCCUCGCCCAAGACGAAUCGGUCUUGAUAUUUGGCGAGGACGUCGCCUUUGGUGGUGUCUUCCGCUGCACGGGAAAGCUUGCCGACACAUAUGGCGCCGACCGCGUCUUCAACACUCCGUUGUGCGAGCAGGGUAUUAUGGGCUUUGCCAUUGGCGUUGCUGCCGAGGGAAUGCGCCCUGUUGCCGAGAUCCAGUUUGCCGACUACGUAUACCCGGCUUUCGACCAGCUGGUGAACGAGGCUGCCAAGUUUAGAUACAGGGAUGGUUCCUGCGGGCGGAGUGCCGGGGGGUUGACGGUACGCAUGCCCUGCGGAGGUGUUGGUCAUGGUGGUCUCUACCACACACAGUCGCCGGAGAGCUUGUUCACACAUAUUCCAGGAUUGCGAGUGAUCAUGCCCAGAUCACCCAUCCAGGCCAAGGGCUUGCUGUUAUCCGCCAUUCGCAGCAAUGACCCAUGUGUCUUCAUGGAACCCAAGAUCCUCUACCGUGCUGCCGUUGAGCAGGUGCCCACCGGGUCCUAUACGCUACCAUUAUCCAAGGCUGAAGUGCUGAAGGAAGGAAAGGAUGUGACCAUCAUCUCAUACGGUCAACCCCUAUACAAAUGCAUGGAUGCGUUGCAAAAGGCCGAGAAGGACUUUGGUGUCUCAGUGGAAUUGAUUGACCUCCGAACGGUCUAUCCAUGGGACAAGGAGACCGUAUUCCAGAGUGUCAGGAAGACGGGGCGCUGCAUCGUGGUUCAUGAAUCCAUGGUCAAUGCCGGCAUUGGUGCCGAGGUGGCCGCUGCCAUCCAAGAGGACUCGGAAACCUUUGUUAGACUCGAAGCUCCUGUGGCUCGAGUUGCUGGAUGGAGCAUUCACACGCCUCUCAUGUUCGAGGCCCUUAACAUUCCGGAUGUUGCGAGGAUAUAUGCCAACAUCAAGAAGGUGUUGAACUUUUGAUGAUGAGCGGGAAAAAAGGAAGAAGAUGGGCAAGUCGUAGCGGGGCGUUUAUAAUAGGCGAGUUCGGUUCUGGCGGGUGCCGUCUUGUAAAUACCGACAAAUACUUGAUCUUGUAACGAUGCCUGUUAAAGGCAACUCAA
Messenger RNA from Neurospora tetrasperma FGSC 2508, 1394 nucleotides. RefSeq lists its product as uncharacterized. The transcript is spliced from 2 exons. The record is from RefSeq and is a predicted model, not a curated record. Gene Ontology annotation, molecular function: catalytic activity. Bases 1 to 1254 code for a protein of 417 amino acids. Gene Ontology annotation, biological process: response to nutrient; branched-chain amino acid catabolic process. Lineage: Eukaryota; Fungi; Ascomycota; Sordariomycetes; Sordariales; Sordariaceae.